Cavenderia fasciculata is the source of this 411-nucleotide messenger RNA. RefSeq lists its product as uncharacterized. The transcript has a single exon. Lineage: Eukaryota; Evosea; Eumycetozoa; Acytosteliales; Cavenderiaceae. The record is from RefSeq and is a predicted model, not a curated record. The coding region runs from base 1 to 411 and encodes 136 amino acids.
AUGUCAUUCUCCAUUUCACAGUUACCAGCAUUUAUUAAUUCAAUUCACUUUUUCUAUCACCCAUUCGAUCCACAAUUUACACUGUUUGUGUUGAACCUAAUACAACCUCUACAAGGUCUAUUCAAUGCAGUGGUAUAUGGUCUCAAUGAAGGAUUUGCAACAAGAUACUCUGAAUGUAUAGAUAAAUAUCUAUCAUGUAGAUGUAUUAAAAGUAGAAACUAUCGUGACGAAACUACAACACAACCACUCAUAGUCAACUACUCACUCCAAGAUGAAGAUGACGACUUUUCAGAUGAAUAUAAAACACAACCAGACAAAAAGGUAUCUUUAAAUGCUCCUCCAACCAUUGACAGUGAAUUUAAUCAUUUAAUAGGUCCAACUCAUCCUUCACUAACUAAUUAUUAUACCUAA